Molecule: messenger RNA, 2051 nt
Organism: Drosophila yakuba
Lineage: Eukaryota; Metazoa; Arthropoda; Insecta; Diptera; Drosophilidae
Exons: 2
Coding region: 271-1623 (450 amino acids)
Source: RefSeq, a predicted model, not a curated record
UUGAAAUGCGAAGUGCUCAUGUAAAUCGUUGCUAGUGCUUUAUUCAAUACCAGGAACAGUGCGGCUUCCAUUAAAUCAGUUUUGGUAUACAAUCCUCUUCCAUGGAAUCGUGGCAACUCUGACUCGUGAUUGUCGCCAUCUUAGCUCGCCUUCUUCCCUUCAUGAUUGACAAUCCCCACGUGGAUUCCUUCUUUCUGAACCCUUCAAUUCCCACGUGGAUUCCUUCUUUCCGGACUCUUCAAUCCGAGGAGUUAGUUGCAAGAGCACGCAAUGUCGAAGCGCUUCUGGAACCGAAACCAGCGCUCGGUGUCCCUGCCCAGAAGCGAGUUGGUCGAAAUAAACCCCAUGGUGCCCGGCAGGAGCGGCGCGGCGGAGGGAGCAGCCGCACCAUCUUCAUCCGGACCGCGGAUGACGGUGGAGACCCUGUUUCGCACUACUUCCUCGCCGCGCAACGGGUUCCCAAAGUUGGCUGGAAGACCCACUUUUGUCCGAACUCCGAAGCAAAGCUCCACGUCUAAGAAUUUGCCGAAGAUGCGUGGUUCUCUGCUCCCCACCAAGUCAGUUGGAACUUCGAGUAAGUCGAGCAACAAGGAAAACCUGCAUCAUCGCAAGCCAGGAAGUCGCCACCUGGCUGCAACUCCCUCAAGACGCCCACCGCAGAUGGAUGAGUUGGGUCACGACUGGCGGAAAUCAUUCCAAGGAGAAUCCGCCCGGGAGAAUAGUAGUAGCCCCCAGCUGACCAGUACACAAGUUGCUUCCACAAGUUCUACUGUCAUUUCAAGCGACGACGACGAUUACCCCGAUUUAAAACUGGCAAUCCUUGGGAAAAGGAUCCACAAACUCACAGGAAAGGCACCGAAAAAGGCUGCCAAAGAUCACAAGGCAGGAAAGGUUGCCCCUCCAAGGAGUCUAGGUGCCAAGAUCAAGGCCACCAGCCAGGUGACCGAUCCCAGGCGCAGCAAAGUGGGUGCUUGCGACUUCGUUUACCAUCAGAACCUGAAAGAUAAGAUCGCUGUGACGACGGUGAUGCCCCAGUUCUAUGCCCUUUGGGACUCCUCUCCCCCGCCAGAUUGCCAGCCGUCGACCAGCAAGUUGAAUUCACCUCAGAACUCGAAGAGUCUGCCGACCAGUGACGCGGACUUCCUCUUCAUCGAGGACCUGGAAAACAGGCGGGCGGUGGAAAACCUGAUGCCCGAGCUGCUGACGCCUCCGAAAGCCUCCUCUUUGCGGCCGCUGGAAAGGAAUCCCCCGACUCGGGACUUGUCUUCCUUGUUGGGCGACGACGAUCACUUCCCGCUUAGCAUCUCCGCCGGCGAGAGCUCGCAAAGGGAUCCAUUGUGGAGCUCCACCUGCAUUCGCUGGCAAGAAAGGAAGGAGCAGCACUGGGACGGCGCUUGGCGGGAGAACGACCUGUGUGAGAGCGCCAUGCGGGAAAUCCCAGUGCCAGCUGCUCCUCCGGAGAGCGUGGAGAACUGGCGAGCCGUCGAGAGCAUCUGCAUGCGAAUGCGGGGCGUCGAUGUGCCGGACAACCAGGGUUUUGUGGAGGAGGAGCCCUCCUUCGAUGAGCUGCUCGAUGUGCUCGGCGUCUGGGAGCAGGAGGCCAAGCAGGAAGCCAAGAACUAGUGGCAGAGCAACUGUUCCUUCCUCAGAGAUCUACAUAUAUGAGCAGCAUGCUGCGUUUAACUUCAGCCUUAAGAACCUGCACUCUAAGUACCCAAGCUCUUUUUUUUUAGUAAACAAUUGUAACUAUUUUUUUUGAAGCAAGAUACAAUUUAUUAUGAUUAUCCGCCGAGCUAUUCAAUAGUUGUAUUACCUGCGCAUUUCUGUGGCCAAAAACCAAUAUUGCCGCAAGAACUUGUGAAGUCUGCCAUGUUAGGCAAAUGUUUUAAACCAUUCCUCGCUCACUCCCCGCAUUUUGCCAGCUUGUAACAAUAAAUAGUGAGUGCAGCUGCAGCAACAAUGGCUGGUAAAAACAGCAAUGGCAUCAAUUUUUUGUAACAUGUUGCCAAACAUGGCAAGCGACGAGACCACGCCCACCGCCUGGAGCAGAA